Messenger RNA from Bufo bufo (common toad), 1494 nucleotides. It is a transcript of the gene SGPP1, whose product is annotated as sphingosine-1-phosphate phosphatase 1. Gene Ontology annotation, cellular component: endoplasmic reticulum membrane. Bases 70 to 1326 code for a protein of 418 amino acids. Gene Ontology annotation, molecular function: sphingosine-1-phosphate phosphatase activity. Gene Ontology annotation, biological process: sphingosine metabolic process; phospholipid dephosphorylation. The transcript has 3 exons. The record is from RefSeq and is a predicted model, not a curated record. Lineage: Eukaryota; Metazoa; Chordata; Amphibia; Anura; Bufonidae.
GACAGCAGAGUGACAGGAGGCGCUCGCCGCUGCUGCCGUGAUUGACCCGGGGCUACGUGUGUCGCGGGGAUGCGGGGCGCCAUGGGAGCGGCGUACACCCGUCUGCGGCGGCUCACCGACUCCCUGCAGGACCCGGAGAAUGUGGCCCGCUUCCAGCAGUUGUGCGGAGUGCAGAGCUCCUCACCCUACGAGGAGAAGGACACCCAGGAGGCCGCCGGGGACGGGCCCAAGCACCGGGGAAACCGGCAUCGGAAUGGAUUCCUGCUGGAGAACGGAGCUGCCGGGUGUAAGGAGGAGGCGGAGGAGAAGAAGAUGCAGCCGCAGCGGAGGAACUCCCUGACCGGGGAGGAAGGACAGCACUUCAUCAUCCGCAACCGCCUGCUCUUCUACCUGUUCACGCUGGGCACCGAGCUGGGCAACGAGCUCUUCUACAUCUCCUUCUUCCCCUUCUGGAUCUGGAACGUAGACGCGCACGUCGGGCGGCGGGUGAUCGUGGUGUGGGUGUGGGUGAUGUACCUGGGCCAGUGCACCAAGGACCUGAUCCGCUGGCCCCGGCCGCCCUCCCCGCCCGUGCUGAAGCUGGAGGUCUUCUACAACUCCGAGUACGGCAUGCCCUCCACCCACGCCAUGUCCGGCACCGCCAUCCCCCUCACCCUCCUGCUGCUCACCUGGGGCAGAUGGCAGUUUCCGUUUUUUAUCGGGCUUCUGCUUGCCGUAUUCUGGUGUUUCUUGGUGUGCCUUAGCCGCGUGUAUAUGGGAAUGCAUUCCAUCUUGGAUGUCGUAGCUGGUGUCCUUUAUACAAUCCUCAUUUUGAUAGUCUUCCAUCCCGCUCUGGAUAUCAUUGACAAUUUCAACCUGACUUAUGAGUAUGCCCCCCUCAUUAUCAUCAGCCUGCACCUAGCCCUGGGCAUCUUCUCCUUCACGCUCGACACAUGGAGCACGUCCCGUGGAGACACGGCAGAAAUUCUUGGCAGCGGAGCCGGGAUCGCCUGCGGGUCGCAUGUUAGUUACAUGCUGGGGCUCCUGAAGGAACCACCACCGGAUACCUUGCCCCUCGCUAUUCCACCUUUCACAGUGACUCUCUUAGGAAAGGCCAUGCUUCGGCUUUUGGUCGGGUUAGUAGUUUUAUUACUGAUCCGAGCAGUCAUGAAGAUGAUCACCAUUCCUCUGUCUUGCAAAGUGUUUGGCAUUCCUUGUGAUGAUGUACGAAAGGCAAGACAACGCAUGGAGGUGGAACUCCCGUACCGAUACCUUACCUACGGCACAGUGGGAUUUGCAGUCAUGUUCAUCGUCCCCUAUCUGUUCACAUGGAUUGGCCUGCAUUAAGGAUAGUGGAAGGGGUGAUGUUUUUUAACGAUUUAUUCCAAAACCCUCAAGACAGACUUGUCGUCUUCUUAGAAAGGAGGGGCUACAAAAGUUUAAUAAUUGCUAUUUUCUAAAGUGCACUGGUCGGAAAGCAGCUUUUGGACCUAAAGCGGUCCUAGAUUAUAUAAA